Molecule: messenger RNA, 908 nt
Organism: Solea senegalensis (Senegalese sole)
Lineage: Eukaryota; Metazoa; Chordata; Actinopteri; Pleuronectiformes; Soleidae
Gene: prdx3
Product: peroxiredoxin 3
Exons: 7
Coding region: 44-784 (246 amino acids)
Biological process (GO): response to oxidative stress; cellular response to stress; cell redox homeostasis
Cellular component (GO): mitochondrion; cytosol
Molecular function (GO): thioredoxin peroxidase activity
Source: RefSeq, a predicted model, not a curated record
CGUCGUAUAUGACGAAAUAACGUCUUCUUCUGACACAUUCAAGAUGGCCGCCACCAUUGGAAGACUGCUCCGGACCUCUGUUGCAGCGGGAGGGCUGAAGCUCACAGCAACAUGUCAACAUGGAGUCUCUGGCGCUGCGAGAGUCCUCGCUGCUCCUGCACUUCAGAGAGCCUGUCUCUCUACAAGCACUUGCAGAUGGACCCCUGCUGUCACUCAGCCUGCUCCUGAUUUUAAGGCCACAGCUGUUUUCAACGGGGAGUUUAAGGAAAUGAGCCUCGCUGAUUUCAAGGGCAAAUACCUGGUCCUUUUAUUCUACCCACUGGAUUUCACCUUUGUGUGCCCAACAGAGAUCAUCUCAUUCAGUGACAAGGCCAACGAGUUUCAUGACGUCAACUGUGAGGUGCUGGGUGUAUCUGUGGACUCGCACUUCUCCCACCUGGCAUGGAUCAACACUCCACGCAAGGCUGGAGGUUUGGGAAACAUCCACAUCCCCCUGCUGUCAGAUCUCACUAAGCAGGUUUCUAGAGACUAUGGUGUUCUGCUGGAGGGUCCAGGCAUCGCCCUCAGGGGCCUUUUCAUCAUUGAUCCAGUUGGAGUGGUGAGACACAUGAGCGUGAAUGACCUGCCUGUGGGCCGCAGUGUGGAAGAAACCCUUCGUCUGGUGAAGGCGUUCCAGUUCGUGGAGACUCACGGUGAAGUGUGUCCGGCCAGCUGGACCCCCAAGUCUCCAACAAUCAAACCAACGCCGCAAGGAUCCAAGGAGUACUUUGAAAAAGUCAACUGACAAAAAGUUUGUUUUCAGCUAAACCAGAAGUUGGUAGAUACAUGAAAUUCUUUAAAUGUACUCUGUAAGUUGUAUUUAAUCACACUCGGCUGAAUACUCAAAUAAAUCCAUUCUUUAUAAAGGA